AUGGCGUCUACGCCUUCAUCGGUGACGACGCCCCUGUCGGCGUGGUGGAAUAACAUGAGCCUGUCGGGCAUCUACCCUUCCAUCUCAUCCUCAACUCCUUCUACGUCGUCCUCCUCAUGGAGCUCUCAUUUUGUCUACGGAGGCGCAGCUUCCACUCCUCAACAGACUACAAUAGCCCCGUCGGCCCUUUCGUUUUCCGCCGGCUACACAGAAGAUAUCACUGUGGCCGGAGCUCUUCUGAAGGACAAAAUCAACGGGUUAAUGGAUUCACUGAUGGGGAGAGAAUCGGUGCAUUCCGGGUGUGGAUACGGGGAGGAUGGGCGGAUUGCCAUGAUGGUACAGAAUUCGAAAGGAUGAUUCUAAAUGUUGAUUAGAGCACUUGCAGGUCGACAAAGUCUAUCUGGUCGACCGUCUCGGAGCACACGAGAAUCUGGUCGGAACCGUCCAUGUCACCACCACUCACAUCAUUUUCCGUGCAGAAGACGGCACGAAAGAACUGUGGCUGGCCACGGGACUCAUUGCUUCGGUCGAAAGAGGAUCUCUGACUGCCGCCGGAUGCAUGCUCAUCAUCAGAUGCAAACAUUUCCAGGUGAGAAUCACGAGUAUUCAUGUGAAACUUGAUGAGUAUUGCAGGUCAUAACUUUGUUGAUCAGCAGAGAUAAAGCAUGUCAAGACCUAUUUGAGACGUUACAAAGAGCCGCGAAACCUGGUGAGUGAUUAAAAGGUGUCCGUCGGUCAGUGACGUGGCAUGGAGUGAUUUGGGCUCUCCGAUUGUUUAUUGAUUAGUUUGUGCAUUUUAAGUUCAGUGAGCACUCAGACUUCGCGUGGUGUUAUUCGCCCGCCGUCUAACGUCGACUGAUUGCAGUUUCAGUGAACGUUUCCGAACUGCUUGCAUUCGAGAAUCGGGAGCCGGUGGGAGACGACGCACGUGGAUGGAAGAGGCUAGAUUGGAAUGUGGAGAUGACGAGGCAGGGCGUCGCACAAUCGCAGUGGACACAGUCGGCCAUCAACGAAGGGUACACGGUGAGAACGGUUCAGGAACAGUGACCAAUUGAUAUUCUGGUUCCGUUCAGAUCUGCGACACGUACCCGAACAAACUGUGGUUCCCGACGGCCGCUUCGACAGCCGUUCUGCUCGGAUCUUGCAAAUUCCGGAGUCGUGGCCGUCUGCCCGUUCUCACUUACUUUCAUCGUCAGACGGAAGCGGCACUCUGUCGGUGCGCACAGCCGCUCACCGGAUUCUCGGCCCGGUGUGUGGAGGACGAAAAACUGAUGGAGUUGGUCGGAAAGGCGAAUCCGAACUCGGAUAACUUGUUCCUCGUCGACACUCGGCCACGUGUGAAUGCGAUGGUUAAUAAGGUGCAAGGAAAGGGAUUCGAGGACGAGAAGAACUAUUCGAACAUGCGAUUCCACUUCUUCGACAUUGAGAACAUUCACGUGAUGCGUGCCAGUCAGGCCCGUCUCCUGGACGCCGUCACAAAGUGUCGUGACGUGGCAGAGUACUGGAAGACGUUGGAGGCGUCCGGAUGGCUGAAACACGUGCGUUCCGUCGUCGAGUGCGCUCUCUUUCUGGCAGAAUCCAUUAGUCGCGGCACCUCGUGUGUUGUGCACUGCUCCGAUGGCUGGGACCGAACUUCGCAAGUGGUCGCUCUCUGCCAACUUCUGCUCGACCCAUUCUACCGAACCAUUCACGGGUUGCAAGUGCUCAUCGAAAAGGAUUGGCUCGGAUUCGGGCACAAGUUCGAUGAUCGAUGUGGGCACGUCGGAGCGCUUAAUGACGAGGCUGGCAAAGAAAUAUCUCCGAUAUUCACACAAUGGCUUGAUUGUGUCUGGCAACUGAUGCAGCAGAAACCGAGGGCGUUUCAGUUCAACGAGCGGUAUCUGAUUGAGAUGCACGAGCACGUCUACUCGUGCCAAUUUGGCACUUUUAUUGGAAACUGCGACAAGGAUCGCAGGGUCAGCACCUAUACUGAAAUUCGCAAGUGUAUUUCCUUUUACAGGACCUGAACGUCUCGAAGCGAACUAAAUCCUUGUGGUCGUGGAUGGACGCCCGCCACGACGACUACAUUAAUCCGUUCUACUCUCCCACCGCUCACGUCGCCCUCCUCGACCUUGACACUCGGGCGGCUCGCUUCACUGUGUGGACCGGCAUGUACAAUCGAUUCGACGGAGGUCUGCAGCCACGGGAGCGGCUCGAAGACAUCACUAUGGCGGCCAUGGAGCACGUAGGAGUGCUAGAGUCGCACGUCGCCCAACUCAGAAUCCGAUUAGCCGAAUUGAGAUCUCAACAGCAACAGAUUACCGCCUCGGCGACGCCCACGAACAUGGUGGACAGCGGGAUGAGCAGUGCGACGGACGAGCUGAAGAACCUCAGUCUGAGCCAUCCGCUGGACCCACUCGGCGUCAACUCGCCCGUUUUGGAAAGGGCGACGAGUCAGGAGAGCGGAGUGAUGGACUCUUCCCUCUAUUGUUCCGAUGAAGGACUAACAAAGUACUCACUCAAAUGGCAACCCCUUCGCGGAGCUGACCGAUGCUCCAAUCCGGCGUGUCGAGGAGAGUUCGCGUCGACGAUCGAACGAAGAAUUCACUGUCAUCGGUGUGGAAUGGUAAGACGAUAGAAAAGGACUCAAUCCAACUUUGCUUUUCAGAUUUUCUGCCGCCGAUGCCUCAAAGUGACUGCCGACGAGCGAGAACGUGUGUGCGAAAAAUGUAAAUCUGACGAAUAG
Caenorhabditis sp. 36 PRJEB53466 is the source of this 2725-nucleotide messenger RNA. The record is from the annotation of a GenBank genome assembly. Lineage: Eukaryota; Metazoa; Nematoda; Chromadorea; Rhabditida; Rhabditidae.